AUGUCUGCAGGUGAGCAUAUUCUAUCUAAGUAUCAUUCGAUUCAUUUUCACUUUCCACCGGCGGGUUAUAAUGUAGAUUUAGUUACGGAAGAUAAGUCCUCUGGGUCAUCUCCCAGCAACGGUCAUGCUGAGAAAGUUUCAGCCAGACCUGUCUGGGAUGAUGAAGAUGAAGAUGAAGAGUCUACACGUGGCCCUGACCUAGCUUCAUCCGAGCCGGAAUGGGUAUUGAAACGUCGUCGUCUAUUAGCGUCAACAGGGGAUCGCAGUGUUGAUGAUGACGCUGUGACUGACACUUCUACCCUUACCGGCCGGUUGACAAAGGUCAAACCUGGUCGUCGUACAUCAGGUGUACGUUUUCUUAUUGAGCGCCAAACCGAUUCGCGACACAAAAUCACAGUCUCGUAA
This is a messenger RNA of Babesia sp. Xinjiang, 405 nucleotides long. RefSeq lists its product as uncharacterized. The coding region runs from base 1 to 405 and encodes 134 amino acids. Lineage: Eukaryota; Apicomplexa; Aconoidasida; Piroplasmida; Babesiidae. The record is from RefSeq and is a predicted model, not a curated record. The transcript has a single exon.